Molecule: messenger RNA, 1869 nt
Organism: Orbicella faveolata
Lineage: Eukaryota; Metazoa; Cnidaria; Anthozoa; Scleractinia; Merulinidae
Biological process (GO): actin filament organization
Cellular component (GO): cytosol
Molecular function (GO): actin monomer binding
Source: RefSeq, a predicted model, not a curated record
GAAAUCGCUCUCGUUUCAGUCCUAGAUAACAAGUUCACGAGGUUGUGACUAGGGUUACUGCUCGGGAAAUAUGGCGGAUAAACCAAACCUUACAGAGGUUUCCUCGUUUGAUUCUUCCAAACUGAAACAUGUCAAGACUGAAGAGAAGAAUACUCUGCCUUCGAACGAAACACUGAAACAAGAGCUUCAGCCAGACGAAUUUCCUGAUCGCUCUGAAAUAAAGAAUUUUGAUCCGUCAAAAUUGAAGAAAACUCGCACGGAGGAAAAGAACCCACUGCCAUCGAAAACGACGAUCGAGGACGAGCAAAGAACUGCGCCAUUCUCUGGCGUGGAAGUUUUCAACAAGGACUUGCUAAAACAUGUGGAGACAACGGAGAAAAAACCUCCUCUUCCGACGCCACAAGAACUUCGUGAAGAAAUGCGACCUGACAAACUACCAGAUGUAUCUGAAGUUGCCAAAUUUGAUGCGACCAAACUAAAACAUGUUGAAACCAAGGAAAGCAAUGUUCUUCCUACCAAAGAUGUUAUUGCCGAGGAAGCUAUUGACUCCCGAGCCGAGGUGAAGAAAUUUGACAAAACUAGUCUCAAACAUGUCGAGACAGAAGAAAAGACAACUCUUCCUACUGCACAAGAUCUCACUGCAGAGAGGAUGCCGCCUCCAUCAAAACGACCUGACCGUUCAGAAGUCCUACAGUUUGAUCAAAACAAAUUGCACCAUGUGCCCACAACAGAGAAAGUUGUGCUUCCAAGUAAACAAGACAUUGAUGACGAAGCUGUAGAUUCCAGAGCAGAAGUUAAAACAUUUGACAAAAGUCAGUUGAAACAUGUUGAAACAAAAGAAGAGAACACUCUACCAGGAGCUGGAGACAUCAGAGCAGAAUUGAUGCCAGAUGUCCUGCCUGACCGUUCUGAAGUCACUAAGUUUGAUCAUGGAAAGCUCAAGCAUGUGGAUCCUACAGAGAAAAUAGUCCUCCCAUCAAAAGAAGAUAUCAAAGAAGAAGCCAUUGAUUCUCGAGCUGAAGUGAAAUCGUUUGACCACAGUAAACUAAAACAUGUGGAGACAAGUGAAAAAGUUUCACUACCUGGAGCGGGAGAUAUCAGAGCAGAAAUGAUGCCAGACACACUCCCUGAUCGGUCUGAAGUUGCCAAGUUUGAUCAUUCCAAACUGAAACAUGUCGAGACCCAACAAAAAGAGGUGUUACCAACAAAGUUAGUCAUCGAAGAGGAAAAGGCUGAUUCCAGAGCUGAAGUCAAGUCAUUUGACAAAUCAAAACUAAAACAUGUUGAAACAGAAGAGAAAAACCCGACACCAACAUCACAGACACUCAGAGCGGAACUUCUUCCUGAUGAGUUGCCAAACAAGGCUGCUGAAUUAAAGGAAAUUGAAGGAUUUGACCCAGCAAAAAAACUGAAGCACGUUGAAACUACAGAUAAGACGCAUCUGCCUACCAAGGAAGAAAUCAAGGAGGAGGCUGCUGAGACAAGAGCUGAAGUGAAAACCUUUGACCACAGCAAGUUGAAGCAUGUUGAGCCACAGGAGAAAAAUACACUUCCUAAACAAUCAGACAUCCAAGGAGAGAAAGCAGCAUCCUGAAGAACAACCAGCCGUAAUUCAUACCCAGCGCACCCUAGCCGGAACGUUCCGCGGGCGAACUGGGACAGUAUUGGACCUUUAUGUCGACAGGGACUUUUGUAGCUGAUCUUUUUAUAGUAGAAAUUCUGAAAGGUUCUGAAUUACCAAGUCACUUGUUCGGGCUUUAGAUGCUGAUACUAGUUAAAACCUUUUGUAUAAGAAAAAAGCAAUUUCAUAGCAGAAGAAUUAAAUUUGUAACGUAGUAUCAUUAAAUAAUAAAGGACUCAAAUGACUUA